AUGAGAAAUUCUGCCUACCUGGAAGGUGCCAACUGCACCCUCUUAUACCUAUCCGGUGUGGUCAACAUGCGGUCAAUAAUGCCUGCGAAUACCCAAAGGCUCAACUCCGCAUUCAACAUAUGCAGUAGAGAGCUGCAGUUGCACAAUGAUGGAAUGCACAUCAUGAGCCGGGCACAAGGCGUGAUUGGGUUUACAGGGUCGUCGGCCUGUGUAUCCGAGAGUACCAUCUCUAUAGCCAUGGUGUUCACACUAGUUUGCGCCGGAGAGCUGUUCACUAUGCGACCCGACUCGGGCUUUUACAGCGUGGAGUAUGGCUCUUCGAGAAGGCAUCGGAGCGUCGCUAUGCUGAGGGCUGGUCGGGGCGACAGAUCGUGGCCGUGCGACAGGAAGGAGGCAUCACGAAGUACCUGA
Molecule: messenger RNA, 411 nt
Organism: Sphaerulina musiva SO2202
Lineage: Eukaryota; Fungi; Ascomycota; Dothideomycetes; Mycosphaerellales; Mycosphaerellaceae
Exons: 1
Coding region: 1-411 (136 amino acids)
Source: RefSeq, a predicted model, not a curated record